AACCUUGGAGAAAUGUUCACUGAUAAAGGAUCUUGAGUUACUUCCUUAUGGCGAUCUGACUGAAAUAGGAGAAAGAGGAGUUAAUCUUAGUGGUGGUCAGAAGCAACGUAUCCAACUUGCUCGUGCUCUAUAUCAAGAUGCUGAUAUCUAUCUGUUGGAUGAUCCAUUCAGUGCUGUUGAUGCGCAUACUGCUACAAGCCUAUUCAAUGAAUAUGUCAUGGGAUCGCUCUCAGGGAAGACUGUUUUGCUUGUCACCCAUCAAGUUGAUUUUCUUCCCGCAUUUGAUGCUGUCCUGCUGAUGUCAGAUGGAGAGAUUUUACAAGCAGCUCCUUAUCACCAGUUAUUGGCGUUGAGCAAAGAAUUUCAAAUAUUGUUGGCUGCACAUAAAGAGACUGUUGGUUCAGAAAGACUUGCAGAGGUGACUUCUUCACAAAGGAAUGAAAUGUUUACACGAGAUAUUGAAAAGGCUCAACUCGAAAACCAAGCUAAAGACUCUCAAGGGGAUCAGUUAAUUAAGAAAGAAGAAAGGGAAGUAGGAGACACUGGACUAAAGCCUUAUUUGCAGUAUCUAAGUCAGAACAAGGGCUACUUGUUCUUUUCCUUAGCUGUUCUGUCACACAUUAUAUUUGCGAUCGGACAAGUGUUACAAAACUCAUGGAUGGCG
This is a messenger RNA of Cuscuta epithymum, 664 nucleotides long. The record is from the annotation of a GenBank genome assembly. NCBI's taxonomy places the organism in Eukaryota, Viridiplantae, Streptophyta, Magnoliopsida, Solanales, Convolvulaceae.